Messenger RNA from Pocillopora meandrina, 20772 nucleotides. NCBI's taxonomy places the organism in Eukaryota, Metazoa, Cnidaria, Anthozoa, Scleractinia, Pocilloporidae. The record is from the annotation of a GenBank genome assembly.
UGUUGACCUAUAGUGUUCUACCAUAUUAAUGUCAGUAAUGAGUUGCAAAGAAGAGUUAAUUGGCUAAGCGCUUGAAAAGGUCCUUAGGGAAAGAGAUGUUUCCUGCUGUUUGUCUUUCGUUCCGGAGGAAAGGCAAAGAGUGACAACCGGCCCGUGCUUGUUGAAUGUUAUUAUGGCAGCUGACUAAGUGAAUUUGUGUAAGUAUGGCGGGAACUUCUGUUGAGAGUAACUCCAGCCUGGAGAUAUCGAGCGGAGCGUCGGGUUCUCAGGCUAUUUCUCCCAACGAUAAUCCUUCUUUAAGCGCAGAUGGAUUUGAAUCUGAGCUCUUCUUGUGUCAUCACCACGGAACUUUUUGUUCGGCGCGUUCUGCCACUGCUGCGGAGAAAUUCACUUGGUGCAAAACGGACGAUGAUAACUCGCCGAAUGGAGAACUUAUACGGGCAUUGAAAGACUUCAAAGCGAGAAGCCUUGCUUUAAAAGCAGCUCUAGAGGAUGAAGCCAUGGUAAAUGAUAUUCAGAAGGAGUUGUCUGACUACGUGUGUAGUUGCAGCGACCCGAAAUAUGUCCACUUAGUCAGUGGGUACCAUGUGGAGUGCAUUGAAAAGUUUUGUUCCAAGAAGGAGACCUUCACACAAUACCACGAAAAUCGAUUUAAAACCUACUCUGACGUUGGAUCGACCAAAGCUAGUAACCAUGUCACUAGUGCAGUCGCCCCUGAGGAAUUCUACAAAUAUUUCUUCUACGGUGUGAAACAUUGGAACUACUGCGUAAAUGAUGAAGACAUUGGCGCAGUAAUAAUUACGUUGAAACCCGAAGUAACCAACCCACACUCAAAGGGAUCAUUCAGGUAAAAUAUUGUAUCAUUAUUACACUGUAAUACCUUUAACUGAAGGCGAAUUCCCUGAUUUGUGCUUUGAUUUGCAUUUUGACGAUGACUAUUCUUAAAUUUAACCACAUUGACAAGAAUAACGAAUAAAUACAAGUCCAGGCGUGAAUUACGUAAAUUACGUCAUAUGUUUAUCAAGUUUUUCUCGGUAAAUCAUAACUUUUCGAAACUCCCAAAAUUUACAACAUUUCAAUUGCCUUUCAUUUUAUUUGAAAUUAAACCUGAAAAUGAUCCAUUGGAAGGUCAUUUCCUCUACGCAAAGAAACUCGAUAAUAUUGGCCCUUGAAUGUGUCCGUGCCUUAUCCAAAAAGACAGAUGUAUCACUUUUAAUCUGAUCUUUGACUUUUUGGAAGGUUUCAUUUUACCAGUUCAUUUGGCAUGUUAUAAGCCAAUUUAAAUCCUGUUAUUUUAUGUGGUUGCCAAGUUUAUUUUAAUGGUUUUACUGACAUUUCAUAAAUAUCUAUAUGUAUCUUCAGCCAUGAGGUAAAUAGUUGGUAAAAUAUUUAAUUAACCUUAAUCUAACUUUCAUUCAUCACUUAUCUGGCAAUGAAAUGUCUGGUGUUGAGUGUUGCAUUUAAUUAUGACCACCUACAGAUGGUAAGGGAAUUAUCUAUCAUAUGAUUUAGUGCUUGAGGUGCUCUAGAUCUGUAUGAAUAAUUAAAGCACAUAAGGUGUUGACAUAAAUAGAUUGUAAAAACUCAUUUGUGACAAUAUGAUACAUCAUUUAUGCUAAAAAUCCCCUUUUAAUUAUUUUUCCACAUGUCUUAAAAUAAUUGUUUUUAGAAAUCAGACCUUGAUCAUUAAUUUGUUCACUGGAUGAACUGAAAUGUUGUCAAUACUAUGUUUUGAGAGAACUUCUCCAUUACUAUAACAUUUAAGUCACAUUAACAUCAACAGUUUUAUUUCAAUUUACAGGAGAGUAAUCUAGUUCAUGAACAAUAUAUAAUAUACCAAAAUUUCUUGACCUGGUAAAAAAAAGUUUCACUGUAAUUAAUUAAUCUUAAUCUCUGAAAACAAAUUUUAAGUGACAGCUACAUUUUCAUUUCCAAAAUUUUAUUUACUAUGCACUGGUUUUUCGAAGGUUGGAUAAUGCUAUCCAUUGGAUAAAACCCUAUCCAAUGAAUAAUGCUUUACGUUUUGCUAUCACUUAUCCCCUGGAUAGUGAUUUUUCUAUUGGAUAGCAUUAUCCACCCUUUAUACAACUGGGCCCAGUUGUUUUAUGCUUCUAUCCUUCCUAAAAGGAUAAUGGUCCGCUCAGCCCACAAUCUUGUCAUUGGACUGCUCUCUUGCUCAAGUCACCAAGUCAGUCUUUCAAGCAGAGAUGAUGUGGUACACUUUAUAAGUCAACAAGUUGCUAUCAAAGCCCCUGUCAAGCUGAUUACAAUACCUUCAGUACCAGCAGAGCUCCUCAAGAUGGACAGUGUGAGUAAACCCUUUACCUCUCCAAAGUGUUUAACAAGUAACUUCUCCUUAUCACAUCUAUAAAUUAUACAACAAAAAGAUAAUGAGAAUUCUCAAACUCAUCAGGUUGAAGUUUUUGUCUUGAUUCAAAACAAUGUUCUCAGAACUAAUUCACAAGGAAAUUUGUAACAGUUUGAGGGGAGGAUUAACAAUCAGAUCUUUGGAGUGAAAGGGUUAAAUUUGUAUUUACAGGGUUAACUAAGGCUACACUGUCAGAGUUAUAGAUUGUAUGACUUAAUUUUAUGGUAGCAAGCACUCAGAGACUUCCUUGGGGAAACCAACUUGAUCAUAAAGGUUAGGAAUGACUGAAAAAAAAUUGAAAUUAAUUUCUAAAUUUCCAGGCAUUCAACAAGCAAGCCCACAAAUUUGGUGUGGUUUACAUGAAGGAAGGACAGCAAACUGAGGAACAGCUUCUUGGUAAUGAAACUCAUAGCAAAGCAUUCGAUGACUUUUUGAAUCUGCUGGGUGAAAGAAUCAGACUGAAAGGUUUUGACAAGUACCGGGGAGGACUGGAUGGCAACAAUGAUCUGACUGGAAAAUAUUCUGUGUUUACCAAGUUUUGUAAUAGCGAGGUCAUGUUCCAUGUGUCAACUCUUCUACCAUUUGAAGAAUUUGACUCUCAGAAGGUAUUUUGUUAAAUAUUUGCUAAAGGACAUUUACCGUAGUUAGGCAGCCCUCUUACAUGGCUUUCACUUGUAGGUUGACAUUUGUCCUCAACUCUUUAAACCCUGAGAGUGACCAGCUUCUAGUUUCUCCAGACAAUAAUAUUGCUGAUUCAUUCAAUUGGGAUCAUGAGAAUAAAGGAAAUGAUGACCAACUAAAGACGCUCUCGUUUGUUAAACACAUUCUCCUUGUCAGCACCUCAGGAAAUGUGGGGACAGUAUGGAGGAUGUCAUACUGAUGUUGGGUGUAAAGGGUUAAUGGACACCUCCUGUAGGUUGACACCCAUGUGAAGUGGAUGCCUACUGUAGUUUAAAACCUUGUAUUCGCGAACAUCUUAUACAGGAGGAUGCUCCUCCCAGUAGUUGGUCCUUAGAGCCGGACACCUCCUUAGAGGGCAUCUCUAGUAGAUGGAUGCCUUUUAUGGCUGUACAUCUUAACGCUUUAAUUCCCAGAUCAAAUUUGUAAUUCUCCUUACUGUCAAUCAUACAAUUCUUAUAAUGUUAGUUCAGAGAAUUUAGUAUUGGAUCAAUUAGUUAUCCCCAAAUUGAUAUUUUUCUUUAUUCUUAUCACUUAUCUGGUUGAUGUUGUAUUGAUGUUAUAAGGAGAAAUUCUGUCUUGGUCACUCAUGAGAGUUGAAGGAUUAAGUAGACUCCUCCUUUUAGUGUACCACCUAGCAGGUGGACAUGUGCAUUAGGUAGGCACCUAUUGAUGCAUGCCUCUAUUUUGUGUAGGUAAUAACAUGAUUUCAAGUGGAAUUUGGUGUUAUUAGGCAGGGAUAAAUUUUCAAAGACAACAAAAUUGCAUGAGCCCACCAUACAAGUUCAAUUUUUAGUCUUUGAAAAUUUGCAAGUGCCUAUUACGCCAAAUUGCAAGAGAUAUCAUUUUGUUACUUGUUAUAAUGUACAUGAAAAAACAUCAGAAAGAGUAAAGAAAGGCAAAAUUUCAAAAGCGUAUGUGUGCUAUCUGUAAUUUGCACUCGUGUUAAAGUUUGCAUGUGUGUUGCAUAAGAAUGCACUUAUUUUCAGCCAAUCAGAAGUGCAUAAUUUUUUCAUGUGCAUUAUUAACCUUGUUAUCUGGAGUGUUAAGAAUUUUGGCAGUAAUUAUAAUGGCACUCAGCUUUGUUGACAUACUGAUUGCUUUGUUUUUACAGCUUCAGAGAAAGAGGCACAUUGGAAAUGACAUAGUUUGCAUCAUCUUCAUGGAAGCAACAAGUACCAAGUUUGUACCUGACUGCAUUAAAUCAAACUUUCUGCAUACUUUUAUUAUUGUUCAAGUGGACGUAGAAAACAAUCCAGACAGUUACACAGUGAGUGGCAUUGUGCUCUAUUCCACAAGUUGCAUUGCCUCUUUAAGAUAUGGGACUGAGUAUCAGUUGAAUCAUAUGUAUACACUUGUGCUUAUUCUGUUACAGGUAUCAGUGGUGUCAAGGAGCGGUGUGUUACCAUAUGGCCCACCUCUUUGUGACAAGUAUAUAUUUGAUAAGGUAUUCUUACUUUUUUAAUUAAUUUCUAAUUUAUUUCUCGACAUUUAGACCACUCCUGUUAAGUAAUGACCCUUGCAGGUUGUUGGGAAAAUGUGAGUAAAGUUUGGUAAUCAAGACUCAAAAGCAAGUCAGUGGCAGCUUUUCAAGUCUUCUCAUAACCCUGUAACUCCCAAGAUCUAAUUUCUAACUCUCCUUUCUAGCUGCUACACAUUUCCUUGUAAUUGAAUCACGAGAAUUUGGUGUUAGAUCAUGAGUACUAAUUUCUACCUGAUAUGUUUGAGUAUUCUCAUUACAUGUUGGCUGGAUAAUGUGUGGAUGUUAUAGGGAGAAAUUACACUUUAAUCACUUAUAGGAGUUAAAGGGUUAACUACCCAAAUACUUUUUUCCAUUGGUAAACCAGUGGUCUAUUGGCUUAAAAGUAACCACUGGUAUACCUUUCUAACAAAUGAUAGAUUUUUGACAAAUCAGAGUCCAUGUGAUAUCUUUAUCCUACAGUUAUAUAAAGUGUUCAAAUUUAUUUGAAUUAGAAAAAAUAAAGGUCUCUCAUUGGCUAAUGAAAGGGAAUUAGCAGGCUUUAUCCAGCCUUCAAAGUCAACAUGAAAAUUCUUGUGAAGUCUCUAUAAAUCUUCUUAAAGCAGUAGGUUAAAGAAUUUGUUGUAGAGCAAUAACUCUUUGGUUAUAAGUUCCAUUAUUCUGAUCAUCUCUAUUGACAAUAAUGUGCCUCUCAAGCGAGGAGAACAUUUAUGUUGAUCACCUUUAAAGUUUGAGAGGUCAAGAGCUGUGCAUGCAAAUGUAUUUUAACAAGACUGAUAGACUUCUGACAACAUUCCCACUUCAGAAAAGUUGUGUGGGUCAUUUGAUUGUGCUUUUCCUUUUGACCAUUGUUGGAUUGCAGGGAGAUGAGUUUAGAGUAUGGAUCCUUAAAAAGUUAUUUCAAGGAGAACAAGCAUGUCACAGGUCACCCAGCUUUGCUAAGUUACAUGUGAGUGCAACACUAUGCUUAAAGUUCCUAAUGUUGGUGUAAUGUUAUUUGAUGGAUUUAAAGCAACAGGCCUUACAGACGAGAAAUAGUCUGGUUACCAACUUUUAAUGGGAGAAUUUGACAAAUGAUGUAUUCAGUAAUUAUACUUGCAUUCUCUCACAAGUCUUGGAAAUUCUACCCUAUGUAUAUAAGUAUAACAAAACUUGAAGGAAAUCUGGAAGCCAUUCAUGUGAAUAAAAACUUCAGAUAAGAAUGGAUGAGAGGGGAUCACCUUUCCUUGCAGGGCUUCUUUUUUUUUUUUUUUUUUUUUUUUUGGGAGUGAGGGGGGGGGGUUUCAUCUCCUCUAUAGAUGUCAGGGCAAGGUUGUUCAACGCUGGGUUAAUACAACCUAGAAGAAGUGUUAAAUCUGAUUUCAGAUCUGAAAGCUUUAAAAGAAAAUUCAAUACAAUUCAUUUGUUGAGAUUAUGAUUACUGGAUUUUCUACAAACAAUUGAGAACAUUAUCCUGAAAGGCUUUUAAAUAAAGGAAUAAAGAAACCCAGAUUAAAAUUCAACCUUGGGUUAGCGCUAAUCUGCAUUUGAACAACUGGCCUCAGGUCAUUUCUUUCUUGUUGCUUGGUCAUGUUGUGCUUGCACAUCAAGUUGCAGCACUUGGACAUCUUAUGCACCUUGCCCACAAUACUCUACCAUUGAUUAGUUUAUGGAGAUUAUCAGCCUAGCAUCAAUCAAGUUGGUGUUGUUGUCCUUACAGGCGCGGACCAGAGCACUCAUCAUGGGAGAACUACUGAAGUCUGUCAGAAAUUCGCAAUCUCAAACCUCAGCUAUACCUAGGGCAUCACCUGAUCAGUACAUGACUGUGGCACAGGUGUCCAGGGAUUUCAGUUCAGUUUGCUCUGUCACACAAGAUGGAGGGGACCUUGUGGUAUUCCUAGUAGGUAAUGAAUGUGUAGUAGGAGGUGGGGUGUGUAGCGGGUGUAGAGGAAACAGGGGGGGGGUAUUUUUGACAAUUUUGAAUGGGUAGAGCAUCAUGGAUCUUUGUACUCUCAAUCUUUUUCAAACCAAAGCAUUUGGUUUCUCCACCCAAUUUCAGGCAGAAUUCAUGUUUCUUAUGGUAAAGACAUUCUCAGUCCUACCCCAAGCCUUCAACCCCCUCUUCCCAGGUUGGGAUUAUCAGGGUAACAAAAUUAAAAUCUCCUCUGCUUAAGUAUUUUUUAACCCUUUAACUCCCAAGAUCUCAUCAGUAAUUAUCCUUACUGUCUGUCAUACAGUUAUUGUGAUGUUAGUUUGGAGAAUUUGGUAUUGGAUCAACUUAUAAUCCCCUUACUGAUAUUUUCUUAUAUUCUCAUCACUUGUCUGUUUGAUAUUGUAUUGACAUUGUGAGGAGAAAUUCUGUCUUAGUCACUUAUGGGAGUUAAAGGGUUAAGUUAAAGUGGCACUUCAAGCUUGAUUUUGUUUUAAUUAUCAUUUAUUCUGAUGAGUUUUCUUGUAUUCCAAGCAUUUUCUAAGCCCAUAGACCCUAAUAUCAGAGUGUUCUUCAUACUGUUCUCUAUACAUUUCCUAAAGUGCUCACAAGGGGAGUUCGUGUCACAAUCAAGAGAUUCUUUAUUUGGUGAUCAUUUCCUUUAUUCUCAUGACCUUAAUAUGUGAUUCGUGGAUGAUAUUGUAAGGAGAUAUUAGACGUUAGGGGUCAAAUGGUUUAGUUAUGAAUUUUGUAACAAAUUUAUUGCUUCUCAACAGAAGAGGCAGACAAGAAAAGUUACAUUGGUGUGAAGUCAAUUAUGUCAGCUAAGAGCAAGUGAGUCAGGAGUGGGCAUCGCUUCCCUUGCCUAGAACAAGUCUUGAAUGAGUUAGAGACUUCCCCAUUCCAUGCAGGUUAUUUCACUCUAGGUUUCUCGCAGUUCAAAGCUCAUAGUUAAGGGUGAAUAAGAAACGGCUGGAAGCAAGGGAAAAGCCGGAAAUGAGGGACAAGGAGAAUUGAGAGUUUUUUUUAUUUUUCUCGCAAUAUAAUGUCCGUUGUGCUCAGGUGUAAGUUAAGUCUUCAUGAUGGAGCAACCUUCAAUUUAGUUUCGAAAGUAAUCCAUGAUUGCUUUGGUUUUGCUUUUCUUUGCGCUGUGAUUGGUCCAAAAACUCGCGCCACUCUCUCAACCAUUACUUUGAUUUUGGUUUUUUGAAACUUUGAAACGGAAAUUGCUCUAGUCUAUUUCAAUUGCAAAUGAAACCGCUUGUUAUCUUCUUUUCCUCCAGAGUUUUUCUAAAGAUGUUUUCACAAGAGCUCGGUCAUAUUUAUGCUCAUCUGCCAGUGAGCAGGGCAGGCUCGUUUACGGCGCCACCUGAACUGAGGCGCACGACCUCCUCCAAGACCCGCUACUCAGGAUUGCGUAGCGGGAAGAUGAACCUGGAGAAAUUGCGACGCAGUCGAAGCGAAAGCGACAGCAGCCAUGACGAGGGAGUCACCCUAGAAUCAGUGACAGAUCUUCAAAGCAGAAAAGAUCCUGAGCGUUCGAUGGCUUCGUCUAAAAUGCAGUGCAGUGCAGAGGUACAAUGAUACCGCUGGCCUACAUUAAACCGUUGAUAAAGUGUGGAAAUGAAUAAGUAUCAGCAGAGUUUUUGAAUGGAUUGUGUUUGUUUCCUCUUCUACAGGUUAUCGUCGUGAAGCAGUUUGAAAGUGGCGUGUUUGAAGCCCUGCUGGAGUUUCUUCAUGUGGGAUCAUGUGACCUAAGACCCAGUCUCCUGCCAGGCUUGUUUGCAGCUGCGCAAUAUUAUCAGGUGGAGGAAUUACGUCAAGUCUGCGUCGAGAGCAUGAAACAAAGAGGAAUAUCACCAAGCUGCAGUGUGAGUUCUUUGUCUCAAAUUAGGAAGUUAUGCCCACAGAAUUUUUGUGACCAGGGAGACGUAAUACACCCUCACGAGUGACCAGAAUCUAAUUUCUCUUUACACUGAUUCUACGCAGUCAAACAUGAAGGUGAUGAGAAUAAAGGACGUGAUGCCCAACCAAAGAAGCUUUGAUUGAUGACAUAUCUUAAUUAAAAAAUUUCCAGAUUAAAAAUUCUCUGAGUGAGAGCAUUUGAGAGUAUUGUUAUCUAGAAUGCUAACGGAAAAAAUUGUGUGUUCUAAUUUGUUUUUUAAAGAUGUAAUGAAUUUCGUUUUCCAGGAGCAUUCACUGACGGAUUUGGUGUCAAACAACCUUACUAGUCCUACAGUAGGGAGAAAUGUACAGACGGAAUGUGUCAGUGAUACACACUGCUAGAAAUCUUUCCGAAAAACAGAGGAUGAUAAAUAUAAAGAAAAGUUGUGAGGUUUAGAUUCCAAGAGUUGAAUGGUUGAAUUUUACCCGUCUUCAGUCGACUUUUGUAGCGUGGUAGUAGCGUGGUAGAGAUUAGAACGAGCCAGCUCCAGGGGACGACGGGAACGUAAGAGUUAAACGAGGACUUCCCUUGUUCCUCUUCCUAUCUGUCCCCGCGCGGAUUCCUGUAGAGACAGCAGACUGGGACGAGUCAGCUUCAAUUUCAUCUGCAUUUUAAGUUAGGGUGAACUUUGUUGAUUUUGAAGAACCAGUCGUGGUUUGUAUUCGAUGAAGAUUAUCAUUAGUGGAUGUGUACAUUGUUGUAGUCAAGGUAAUGGCAUACCUUUAACUUCGUCAGCCUACAGCCAAUCAUAUUUUAGCCAUGUAAUUUAGUAUUAUCAACUGUGUUGAUAACGUUAAUUGGCCACCACCGUAAAGAGUUUCAAAGCUGACGUUUCGAGCGUUAGCCCUUCGCCAAUCGCUCUGACGCAGGGAUAACGCUCGAAACAUCAGCCUUUAAACUCUUUACGGUGGCCAAUUUACGUUAGCAACUCAGUUGAUAAUACUAAAUUACCCUGUUGUACUCUCCCACCGACGCAGCACAACAGUUUCCUCAGAAACUUACCCACGUUUUAGCCAUGAUCUGGUCCUUCUAUCUGUUCAUCACAGACAGACACGCUGGCCAUACAUUUGCCGGAAACCAUUUUAUUCCACAGUCAUCGCAGUAGAAUAAUUACAUUUAUGGCAACGGGAGACGUUUUGGAAAAAGAGAAUAAAAUCAUCACUUGUCUUGUUUAUAGUCAUGGUCCAUUUUAAGUACUCACCGAGGACAAUUGAACAUUUUCUUCGUAAGACGAAAAAGAAAAGUUGUUAUUCUUGGGUAUAAGUCGUUGUGCAACAUUUACUGAGGAGUGGAAAAACUAAUAUUUUCCCCACGGGAUUAAAAUCUUCCAAGACAGAGGAGCAUGGAGUAAUGUUCUGCCUUGGCCAAAAGACUUGGAUUUUAGAACAUUUUAGGACAAAAUUCUUAGAGCCUUAAUGUGGUUUAAUGGAAUAUAAUGUGUGCAAAGUCUUAUAAGCCUGUAGAAAUUACUUCUAACUUGCGCUAGCACUACGUUCGCAUAGUAGUUUCUUCCACGUAAGUACUUGUAGUUUGUCCAAUUUAUUAAGAGGAAAUAUGUAUUAAGACCACUUUAUAUUUAUUACAAAAAUGUGGCUAAAUUUGCAUAUAUAUAUAUAUAUAUAUAUGUAAUAAAUUACAAAAAAAUCAAAUCACAGAGUUUUAUCAGUUUUUUUACCCUUUAUUAUGAGUGCUUUGAAAGUCCUUUUGUGAGAUUGCAUCGAGUGCCCAAAACAACGCAGACUAUGCCUUUCACAUACUGGUCACACGAUUCACCCAAUGAGCCUUUCUUUUGAACGCCGUUUCCAAUGAAAAUGAUGAAUUUAAGGUUAACAGUCAUAGACAGCAAAUCUUGCUUUACGAAGUUAAGGUAAGCAGAGAAAGGGGCUUUCUCGAAUAUCGAAAAUAUAUUUGACAUUCCAUUUAGAUUAUAGUAUAUACGCUAUAUAGUGAUUAUAAACUGUUUAUAACCUCUUAAUAUACGCUAGACUACAGGUAAUUCCUCUCUUUGGGGAAAGUCCGCGGCGCAAGUUAAAAAAAACUCGGCGAAAGAAAAGUUGAUCGAUAAUGUUACAACGCCCCGCGAAACUUAGGGAGUGGGUCGUGCGAAGGACUUCGCCGGAAAGAGCCAAUGCUCGAAGGCUAUACAUACGCAGUAGCAGUGUUGUGGUAGUACUGGGAAUAAUGGGGGAAAUGCGAAGCGUAGGCCUCUCGCAAGUUGUAUCACAAGAAUUGCAGCUCCGAAGACAACAUGAAAAUUCAUGUGAGUACGUACGUCUCCUUACCUUCUCGAAACCUUUUAGAGGUAGCCUGGGAUCGAAGUUGAAUCGUUGAUGAAGUUCUGAUGCAUUCUGGGAGUAGCUUUUAAUCUUGAAACGAAACUUUGAAGAAAUAAUACGUCACGAUAUGUUAGAUCUUUUCACUAUUUUUUCUAAAGGAGGCAUCGUUCUUUGGUGUUUUCAAGGAACAUGCCAAUCCUUUACACUUCCAGUCAAUGAACUCAUUCGCAGUGUUAUUUUACAGGUGAGUCUUUAACCAGGAAUUUUGCCUUUUCACCGGCUUGUUGAUUUCCUAUAAUGGUGUACGUAGCUUUAAGUUGAUGCUCUACGAAACGGGAAAUAUAUUUUACCGCUCACUUAGCAGACGGUUCAAAUGAUUUUCGUAGAUAUCUGACCACGGUAUCAAGUCAGAAAUAUUUUUGGAUGCUUCAUGGCCGGGUGUUAUUUGAAAGGGAAAGACAAAUUUGUAUUUUUGAUCUUUUUUAGGAACGUGGAGGGAGCAAUUCAUUCACCCACGGCUCUCUAACGCUGAAAUAUAAACUCGACAAUGAGUUUGAAUUGGUGUUUGUUGUAAGUAGAUGCAUGAUUCGUAAAUUUAAAAGUUAGUCCAGUUAGUCUGAAAUCUUACAGUGUGAGUGAACAUCAUGAACACAAACCAGAGUUGUUAAGCAGGAAUUUCCUUUUAUAAUUAUGAUAAGCUGAAUUAUACUCCUGGAUGAUGUCACCAUUAAAAACAUUUUGCUUUUUUCGGUCACAUAAAACAAAUAUAUUUAAUGUUGCCAUGGGUCUGUACAGUAAUAGAUUUCAGAAGACCUCAAAAUGUGGUACGAAUAUCAGUGAUGCACUCGCCUGUGUCUCAUGUGCCUCUUUUUUGUUCUUACCAUAUUUCAAAGUCAUCUGCGAUCUAUUACUAAACAGAGGCAUAGCAACUUAAAAUCUAUUUGUGAAGUAGAAGGGUAAAUUUUUUUUUUAGUUCUUCUUUUGUUCAAUUUUUGUGACAAGGAAAGGGGCUUAGUUUAGUUGAGCAACAUUGAAAGACAAAACUGCUGCAAGAUGUAAUUUCUGACAGUUGAGUGACAUGGGAAUGAAUUAGUGGAAGAGGUUCAUGUGGCAUCAUGGAAGUUUUGGAUUAUUUAGGUGUUUUGUGGGAAAAUUAAGUCAUUCUAGGUCGGUCAGUCUUAUGUUAGACUACUUUCUUUUUUUUCGUAUUGAUGUAAUUUUUGUUUCCAAAUCCCUGUAAAAUAUCGCCACAUUCAUUGAGCUUUCUUUGUGAUUAGCAUUGUAACCAGGUUAGUUUACCCAUUCCUCAGGGUAUUGUACUGCUGCAUUAGAUGAGGAAUACGUUAGCCUCUUGUAAAGAGUGGCUUUUUAGUGGUUUUUUGUAUUUGGCUUAGCACAGGUUCUUUUUGUAGAACCCUUAGUUUUCAGGGUACACAUGUUAAGGCCAUAUUAGGAUGCAUAUACUACAAGACUGGCUGACUCAUCCUAAUUAAAAUUUCACAUUGAAUAACUCAUCUGAGUGUCGUCAGAAUUGAUCAUUUCUGUACGUGGGAAGCCACUUUGUAAGAGGUCUUUGGGACCUCACUGUUCCCCUACAUGACCUGUAAUUAGUUGUAAUGAAAUGAGAGUCUCACAUGAGAUGAGUCAGCUUCUCAUAUCUUUACCAGAAAACUAUAAUGUAACAGGAAAAAUAGUAUGUAGAUUUUUACUCAUGACUAAUUUCAAUCCAUCUCCUCUAUUGUCAGGUUGCGUUUCAGAAGACGUUACAGCUGUCAUAUGUGGACAAACUACUAAAUGACAUCCAGCUAGAGUUUAGGGAUAAAUACAAAGAUGAUCUUGAGGCAGGAAUUAUGAGGAAUUAUGAGUUCAAUGAAGAUUUCAACAGAUUGCUCAAAGAAGCAGAAUUAAGGAGCAAGUUAGAUGCCCAAGCUCCUGCAAAAAUGAGAACCUUUGAAGAAUCAAAGAAGUCACAGAAGACGGUGGCUUCACUCAAGAUUGACAAGAAUGAGAAGAAUAAAGAAAGUGGCAAAUCUGGAAAGAAAGGUGGAGCUAAGAACAAAAAGGCAGAGGUCAUGGAAGAAGGUAAGAGCAUGUUUCAUUCACUACUGAAUUUUUGCUAUUAUGAUAACAUAGAUACAACCUUUCUGAGUUUAAGCAAAUGUGAGUAUAUGAAAGUCAAAUAAGGCCUGAAAAAAAAUUCCGUACAGGCCUGAAUUUUUUUUCAGGUCUCAUUUUCACUACUGCUCUAGUAGUGUUCAUUACUGCGAAGAUCUCUUUCAUAUUCACGUUUUAUCCGCAGUUCAAAUAUAUGACUUUCAUAUACUCACAUUUGCUCUUUCUUUCUUUGCUCUCCCUGAUAAAGAAAGAAUCUCAGAGGGUCCCUUACAUAGAUCAACAAAUCUCCCAGGUAAACAAGACCUUUUGAAGAAAUUCAACAGAAGUGAUUAACAUGUCACUUCUCCAUAUGAUAUCCAUAUGUUAUUUAGCAAAGACCUUAACAGUAUGUAUCACUAAACUUAAAUGAUAGUCUUUUGAAUAGUUUUUGCUAACAGUGUUGUAAAUUAAUUCAAACAGUUGAUUCAAAACCAUCCAAUGGAAAGACACCCUCAGUUGAAGGCAAAAAUGAUACCACAAAUGAGGAAAUGAUCAGAUUAAAUCGGGAAAAAUUCUUUAAGAAGAUGACAAAGGGUCCAACAAUCAGGUUUGAACCUUAUUUCUGACUGUAAAUAUAUGCAAAUCAUAUAUGUGACCUGCAGUUUAAGAAGAAGAUUUGUGGUGUACUGUGAAGAUUGCUUUCAAGUUUGAACCUUCUUUCUGUUAAUUUGCAUUAGCACAAACCAUUUAAGCCUUUGUACCAUAGCAAACAGCAUUCAGAUUCUCUAUAAUGUUCUCUCUCCAUUUCCUAUGGUACUGACAAGGAAAACUUGUUUACCAAUCAAGAGCCUCUUAAUUCAGUGUUCAUUUCCUUCAUUCUUGUAACCUUUAAUUAAUGAUUUAAGGGUGAUAUUGUGCAGAAAAAUUAGAUGCUAGUCACUCUGAGGGGUUAAAGGAUUGAUGGUUUUAUGAACAGACUUUGGUACUUUUGGUUCCAAAAUCUGUAGUUUCUUGUCCAGUACAUUCAAUCAAAUCAGCAAACAAGAAAACUACAUUAUAGCUACCCCAUAAUGUAUGGUUAAAAAAUUGAGCACAAUACAAUUUCCAAAUGUAAUGUAACUGAACUGAGGGGACUGUGGUCUCUAUAACCAGCUUUCAAUCACUUGCCUGAAAUGCAUACUCUAUUUCAAACCAAACUGCAGAAUGCCACUUGGCAAAUUAUGUUUUCCCUUCCACCUCCCAUUGCAAAUUUAGUCCAUGUUCCACAAAGAAGGAGCACAACUUGUAAGAGAAAAUCAUUAUCAUGGAGUUUUUCUCUUGGAGUGGUAUGGCACUGAUCUCAGGGACUUUGCACCUCUGUUUACAGUAUUCUACCUUAUUGUAAGCACAACAGAUAAAAGAGAUUUUCAAAUGGUAGAGAAAUCCUUUUACCUGUUGAAUUUUCAAGAAUUUUAAGCGGUUUUAGGCAGUAAUAAAAGGUAUAAUAGUUGGUAAAUUUUACUGGUUACCACCUCAAAAGGAGGAAACUGUGUUUGUUUCAAAGUUUAGCUGUCUUCAUGCCAUUAUGUCCAGAAAUGCACGCAGUAACAAAAAUGGCAGAUUUGACACAAUUUUGUCAAACCACGUGAAUGUUCAUGGAUUUGAAGAUUUUGGCAAAUUCUGCUUUGUCAAUAUUUUAGCAAUAAGUCAGGUUGUUGGUGGUGUAUAGGUCAAGUUGUAGUUUUCUGAUAAGGUUUUGUCCUGACUCUUAAGAGCUAUUCAGAGGAGAAGGAAUAAGUCAGAUCUUUAGGUGCAAGGGACACAUACUUAAGCUAUGCUGCUGUUUACAGUAAGAGUUCACCAACAGCUACAGCCAAGAAAAAAAACAAGAAGGAGGACAGAAGGUGGGACAAUGCUGGAACUUCACAGGAAGGAAAGACCUUGGACUACAGCAACAGUAAUGGCAGCCACACUAAUGGAAAUGAUGAAGAAGAAGACCUUGAGAGUCUGGUGAGACAAUGAGAAAUUCUAUUUGGACAUUCAGUGCAGUCAUUUAGAACUUUGAUCUAAUGAUUUAUUACCCCCGUUGAUGAUGAUCAUCAUCAUGAUGCUUUAUGUGUGCACACAAACAACCGUCUCUGCACUUAUUUUCCUGCUAACAUAUUGAAAGGAUUUUUCUGUCAUUACUGAAAGAUUGUUGGGAAAAGAACAAGUAGCUCAGCAGAGGCAAAAUAACUAAACCAAGUUUUUGUUCUAUUUAUAAAUGUGCUGAGGACAAAUUUUUUGUACAAGUCAGGAAAGAAUUGGGUAACUUUGGAUCCAAUGGUCAGGUUUGAGCUCUAGCCUGGUCACUUGUGUUUUAUUCUUAGGAAUACGGACAAUUUCCUUCACAAUGCCUCUUUCACUAAAGGAGUAUAAAAAAGUGCUAGCAAAGUGGGAGGUGACCCUGCAGAGGAGUGGCAACCGGUCUAGGGGGGAGUAUCUACACCCCCAGGUGCCCUCCAGUUCUCAAGUUUAGUUAACCUUUUUUCACUGUAUCUUGUAGCGACCCAUGGUUGGAACAAUGCAGGGUGAGAUAAAACCAAUGGAAUAUGAGUCUGAGUCAGACGAGGAGGAGGAAGAAGUCAGUAAGCCUGCUGAAGAGAGGUGUGCAAAAAAGUGUUGCUCUUUUCCUUUGACAUACAUUUUAAUGUGUAAUUUUAUGCCUCUAAUAUCUGUUUUACUUUAUAUGAAACACUAGCCAUCUUGUAAUGUUUGGUAUUGUUUGAAUGGUAUUCCAGAUCUGUCAUUAUAAGACAAAAGGAAAAAAUACAAAAUUACUGCUUUUUGUUUCUUUUGUGUGGCAGUAUUUUGUCCCCUUCAAUAAAGGUAUAGAAUGAAAAAUAGUAAUGAUUACUUUUUGGUUUAGUCAUAAUCAUGUGGAAGGGCAGAGGUAAUUAUACUCUUCGGCACCAUGUUUAAAUUAAUCUAACUGAGAAACAGGCCAAAAAAAUAAGAAGAAAAAGAAACUCAAUCUCACACUGCACAUAGUUUUUUUCCCUUUGAUUCCUCUUCUUACAAAUGUUACUCUACAGACUUACAAUUACAGAACAAGAACAGCUUUUUUUUCAAUAAUAUCACGGCUAUUAAUCAGAAUUUUGGAAUUGUCUCAUCUGUGAUGGGUUAACUUAUUAAUUUCUAUUACAGCAAGUCCUCUGGUCUUGGUGGAGGACUCUUCUCUUUCUUCAAAGGCUUGGCUGGGCAAAAGACACUUACUCUUGAUGACAUCAAUCCUGUUUUGGACAAGAUGAAAGAGCAUCUAAUUGGUAAUGACUUGUUUAUCAACAAAAUGAUUUCCUUUUAGUCCAAAAUGAAGGAGCAUGAAAUAUUUUCUUUGAGAUAGAUUUACCAAGCAUGUGUAUAUUUUUGUGGUAUUAGAGGGAACCAGCACCAGCCUUAGCCCUUUACACCCUAACGUCAGUAUGCAUAUUCUCCAUACUGUUCUGUAUACAUCUCCUAAGGUGCUGACAAGGAGAAUUUGUUGAACAAUCAAGACCUUUUUUAGUUGGUGAUUAUUUCCUUUGUUCUCCUGAUCUACAUGUGUGAUUCAGGGGUGGUAUUUUAGGGAGAAAUUAGAUGCUCUUCACUCUCAGGUUAAAAUUCCAUCUGUUUGUCUUGCCUUCACGCUCACAGCCAAGAAUGUCGCAGCUGAUAUUUCUGAGAAGUUAUGUGAUUCAGUGGCUACCAAACUGGAAGGCAAAGUGCUGGGAACAUUCAGUGGUAAGAGCGUGUAUUGAUAACAUUCACCCUAGCUUUUCUAAGAGACAAAAUGUAAGUUAAGCUUCAAAACUCAAGGGGAGGAAGCAACUAGCGGUAUAUCUGUUUCUUCAUAAUGGGAUGUCACUCCUUAGUAAAUUCCGCCCCCCUUCCCCCUCUCAGUACUUGCCAAUACUUGCCAGUACUUGUGAGUUUUCUUGUAAUACUUCACCAGGACCUAAUUCAAUACAAUGUUAAUUAUUUUAAGCACCCGCUUUGUAGUUCGGAAAAGUUAAAAGGUGCCAAGUCUAUGAAGACGAACAUGAAAUUUCUGUCCGCUGAAGUGUGGAACAGUUUUACCUCAGUUGAUAUGUUUGUUACUUAUCAUGUUACAUUCUCUCUUGAAAGGCGUAACAUCGACAGUGAAAGCAAGCUUGGAAGAAUCUUUGGUCCAGAUUUUGUCGCCACGAAGAAGAAUUGACAUCCUGCGUGAUGCAAUGGAUGCUAAGAAACGUGGAAAACCUUUUUCUAUCACCUUCUGUGGUGUAAAUGGUGUUGGAAAAUCAACCAAUUUGGCCAAGGUAAAACAUGGUGCACAUUGUGAAGAAACGUGUCCUAUAUCCUUGUCAAGUGGUUGGAAAAGACUUGAAAUCCAACUAAGUACUUUUCAUGCAAAAGAAAAAAAACAGUUUGGGCUUCGACGGGAUUCCAACUCCCAGAUAGCAACUAAGCGUUACUACCAACAGAGCUACGAAGCCCUUUGCCGUGAGCGAGGGAAAUUUUAGUAGGUUUUUCGUUUUCGUAAAGGAAUCUCUACCUCCCACGCUCCUGACGAGACGAAAAAGACGUCUUUGUCUAGUUUAUUGCCGAGCGAAAAAUUCACCAUCGUUCUUAUUCCGUUUACGUGCAUAACGCUUUCGACACUGUUGACCCUUGCAGUUUUCAGGACGCGUUUCACAAAGAAACGUAGUGAUGGCCUGGCUCACCGUAAAGUCUCCUCCUCAGUGGUAGAGCAUCGAAGCGCGAAACUCUAAGGUCUAAGGUUCGAUUCUUCUCGAGGAUUCAGAGCUAGAUUCCUUUGUUGCACGCACGCGACAAGAAGAAAAAACAUCUCUCGUUAAAAGAAAUGUUCAAAACUUCUUUGAAAUUUGACGGACGCAAAUGUUUAUAGAGAAAAAUAUUAAAAUGUUUUCCAACCCGCCAUUUGCGAAAAAGCGCUAUUGUGGAGGAUGGGGGGAAAAACAAACCGCUAAACGCAGCCUUUUUUUCUUUCUUUUUUUCAAUUUGUGUUUGCAGAUCUGCUUUUGGCUGCUUGACAAUGGUUUCCGUGUGAUGAUUGCUGCAUGUGACACAUUCCGUGCUGGAGCCGUCGAGCAGCUCAGGACUCAUGUCCGUCACCUUAACGCUCUUCAUCCCCCAGCAAGUGGCGGUGGACCUCCAUCUGUUCUGCUGUAUGAGAAAGGCUACGGUAAAGAUGCUGCUUCUAUUGCCAUGGACGCCAUCAAUUUUGGUAAGCUUGACUCAAUAGUUGUAGGCGCUCGCAUAAUAAAUUUUUAAGUCUUGUCUUUAUUCUGUUAUGGAAUAAGUUGGGAAACGUUUUUUUUAUGCAGUUGGAAUAUGACGGUAGUUUGACAUGUAGUUGUUAUUGAGGUAAUUAUUAACGUGUCGAAAGAUCCAUCGCCACGUCUCACUCUGUACGCUCUGCAUGCUUAUGACAUACGUAGACUGAUGAACCAUAGUCGUUUGUUACUCCUUAGUAGUGGACCUCAUCGGUUCGUUAGGAGUAGCAGCACAUAGCGAAUAUGUUGCGUGGUAUCUCCAAAGUGACGUUGGUCUGGCUUCACUGUGUACUGUGAUUGGUCAAAAAAAAAAAAAGGCGCCAAACCCAUCAAGCAAUCAGACACAAAACUAAAACCGUUCUUGACUUCUUCACUUUCGUUUUCCCGCGCCUUACGCAGUUUGCUUUUUGUUUUUUUUGAGUUCUCAUUGGCUCUUGUGAAAUUUCCUUUUAUGCUGAUUGACAUUGAUAUCUGUUCGUACUUCAGCCAGGGAACAACGCAUUGAUGUUGUAUUGGUUGACACCGCCGGAAGAAUGCAGGACAACGAGCCUUUGAUGCGAGCCUUGUCUAAAGUACGCAACGUUUGUCCUUGUUUUUUUUCUUCCUUGUUUGCUUUUCUAUUUAAUGGACAACGGAUAAAUGACAGCAAAUGUAGGAAGAGUGAAGUAAUUUUGCACAAGUAUGUCGUCCAGAAUGAUACACUAUCAAAAGAUAAGGUGGGGGAACCAUGGGUGUAUCUGGCCCUUCACUUCGUCUAGAGAGGAGCCAUAAAUUUUAAAAAUGAUGAUAACUUUACAUUUCUGCGGAUACUAUGAUCCUGGACUGAUUUUUUUUCGCUACCUUUUCAUAUUGUAUUUCCGUGUGCUUGUGCAUGGCCAUAAAACCUUUUCACGCCCAGCAGACCCCGAACGAUUUCACUUCCUCAUAAUUACCCGCUAGCCUUUCAUAGUUUGGGGUGUUAGUACUGUUGUAAAACUCCUUAUAGACGGUUACGAUAAUAACUUGAAACGCGCCUUAGAAUUGUUUACUUCAAGAAGUGCUGCUUGACAGUUUGGUGACCAAGAACAAUUUGAGAUAUAUAAAUAUAUAUAUUUUUGUUUUUGUUGUUGUUUCAGUUGAUCAAACUCAACUGUCCCGACCUGGUGCUGUUUGUCGGAGAGGCCCUGGUAGGGAAUGAAGCCGUAGACCAGUUAAAGAAGUUUAACCAGGCUCUGGCGGAUUUUUCAAUGUCUGAUAACCCCCGUCUGAUCGAUGGUAUUGUCCUCACCAAGUUUGACACUAUCGAUGAUAAGGUAUUUUGACAUGCUACAGAGAAAUUUUCAAUUAAAAGCUAAAUUAAUUAAUUUUGCUUUGUUUUGGUCUGUGAUUGGUGUCGAAAACCAAAAUCAUAAGCAUUUUCCCGCGCGUCAGGCACUCUGGUUGUUUUUAGUGUUAGCUCCUUUCGAUUUAAGCUUCCUUUCCAGUCGCUGUAUAGGAAAUGAGUCCGCACUCCUUCUCCGCAGAGAGAGGGAUGGAACACUGAAUUCGAGAAAACGACAAAAAUCCAGACCACUGGUGAAAUUUUAUUUUGUUCUGAUUGGCCUUUUAGCUUUUCUGUGACUUAAGUUUCACGUUUGUCAAUCGAAAUUUGAUCCAUAAAAACUCAAGGCAGUUUAACCACUUAUCAAACCUUUUAAUCUGCUAAAAGCUGCCUUUAGUAACUCACUUGACGUUUCUCGCCUCCUUUGGCGUUUAACCAUCGUUACUUUUAUCACUGUUGUAAGGUUGGUGCUGCUAUCUCCAUGACGUACACCACUGGCCAGCCGAUUGUGUUCGUGGGCACUGGGCAGACUUACAGCGACUUGAAGAGCCUUAAUGUAAAGGCCGUCGUUAAUGCUUUGUUGAGGGCCUGAGACCUGACAACUGAGUGAAAUUUUCGUCUUUUGAAGUGUAACAUCUUCCUUGGUUUUAAACAAACAAUCAUAAUAAGAUUUCCAGCUUUAGACUGAUAAUUUAGCAUUUGUUCAGUGUAAAGGAAAGAAUAACCAUUUAGGGUGUGACAUCACCGGGAAUCAUAGUUUGUCUCGGGUCGGGUUUGAAAAACAGGUCAAAUCAGUUAUUAUGAUGAACCAAACAAAGCCAUGUAUUACUAAUGUGAUUGUUUUUCCACUCUCCCACUCCUGGUUCCAAAAUUUUCUUCUUAGACAGAGGAGGACACCGCAAAACCUUAGGAGAAAAAUUGAAAAAAAACAAAGCUGGUCAAGAAGUGAACCAAGGAAAAAUGUUGCUCCCACCUUCUUUUAUUCGUCAGAGAAAAAAUGCAAGAAUAAUGUAAUAAUAAAAUUUGAAUUAUAAGUCAACGUUAUUGUUUUUGGCAACUCUAUUAACAGUUACUUUACAUUUUGAUCAUCACUAGCAGUUAAAGCAAAAACGGUCGCAUUCACUCGAUUAUGAUUAUCGUGGUGACGUUUGGUAAGGUGGUAGAAACGUCAGUCUACCACCGACAAAGUCCUGUCAAGACUACUCUCUCCUGACGAUCAGACCACACGAAUCAUUUCUAAUUUGGUUAUUAUUAACGCAGGUCAGAGGAGAAAAUGCUAUAACUGUAGUUUUCAAAACUCCAAAUCUUUGUUUGUAUCUUUGUACACCAGUAUGAAAGGAAAAUUCAAGAACUGUUGCCAGGUAUACUAUAUCUAGUUAAGGUUGUCGAUACUUGGAAAUUUAAGUACCAUGAUGAUUUGAUUUAGCUCCCUUCUUACGAUAAGCGGCC